Chionomys nivalis (European snow vole) is the source of this 2887-nucleotide messenger RNA. RefSeq names its product potassium channel tetramerization domain containing 11 (gene Kctd11). The coding region runs from base 800 to 1498 and encodes 232 amino acids. NCBI's taxonomy places the organism in Eukaryota, Metazoa, Chordata, Mammalia, Rodentia, Cricetidae. Gene Ontology annotation, biological process: protein homooligomerization; positive regulation of neuron differentiation. The record is from RefSeq and is a predicted model, not a curated record. The transcript has a single exon.
AAGGGCCACUGACCGCUGCCCUUAGACCACUUCCUGGGGGGUGGAGAGGACCUCAGUUGCUGCUGCGACAACCCAGGAAGGCGGUAACGCCCAAGUCCCGAGACUCCGGCUGUUGCCAACAGUCCUGGGAUACUCAGCUCUGACGGCGAGAGCAUCGUCUCUCUCCAGCCGUACAGAACGGCUCGUCACCGGCUCCCAUCAGUUGCGCCUCCAUCUGUAGGGAUCCGUGCCCCUAAGCCUGGUCGGGCCUCUGGGCAGGUUGUCGGAACCCGGCGUGGACUCACUCGCCUACUGCAAAAGCUAUCUACUAAGAAACUCAAAAGUUGAGCCCUUUGAGUCCAGCCGGUGCUCGCCACCGUCACCUGCUGGUUGAAUUCCGGAAACCCACUGUCUGAAGAACAGAAGGGAAUCGCUGACCACGCAGAAUCAGAAUCGUCUGGACCAAAAGCUCCCUGACCCUGCCUUCUCUUCUUUUCGUCGAUUCUUUCAUCCUUUCGGGAAUUUCUGUGUCCUGAAGCCCCCAAUCGCCACCAAGGUAGCUGGGGUGAGCUACAAACUUUGCUAUCUUGUUCUCCAACCUCUGUCUCCAACGUAGCGAGCCUAAACGUUUCCACCCAAUUCUUCCCAAACCGGGGAGGUUCUGCCUUUUUCUUCUCCUUGCCUGUCUCCUACAAUUCCCAAAAUUUCCCCCCCUCCUGUGUCUUCUUCACCCCCUUCUUUUGGGGGCCCCGUGACCCUAAAUGUGGGGGGAACACUAUAUUCCACUACAUUGGAGACCCUGACACGCUUCCCAGACUCCAUGCUGGGGGCCAUGUUUAGGGCUGACACCCUUAUGCCAGCCAAUCUCAACCCGCAAGGAGAUGGCCAUUACUUCAUCGACAGAGAUGGCAAGGCUUUCCGGCACAUCCUCAAUUUCUUGCGACUGGGCCGUCUGGACCUGCCCCGUGGAUAUGGAGAAACGGCACUUCUUAAGGCAGAAGCUGACUUCUACCAGAUCCGGCCCCUCCUGGAUGCCCUGCGGGAAUUGGAAGCUUCUCGGGGUACCCCAGCACCCAGAGCUGCCCUGCUCCAUGCAGACAUAGAUGUCAACCCUCGUCUGGUGCAUUUCUCUGCUCGAAGGGGCCCACACCACUAUGAGCUGAGCUCUGUCCAGGUGGACACCUUCCGAGCCAACCUCUUCUGUACUGACCCUGAGUGUCUGGGUGCCAUGCGCAACCGAUUUGGUGUGGCCAGUGGGGACAGGGCAGAGAGUGGUCCACAUUUUCGUCUAGAGUGGGCCUCCCGCCCCCGGGAACUUCCUGAAGUGGAGUAUGAAAGAUUGGGGCUGCAACCACUGUGGACUGGGGGGCCAGAAAAUCAGCGGGAGGUGGCGAACACACCUGCUUUCCUGGAGGAGGUGCUGAGGGUGGCUCUGGAACAUGGCUUCCGCCUGGACUCUGUCUUCCCAGACCCCGAAGACCUGCUGAACUCUAGAUCUUUACGCUUUGUCCGCCACUGAGAAUGCUAUCCUUCACUUGACUGCGGAGAGGGAGAGGAAUGCAUUAGGCAAGGGGCUGAUGGCUCUCCCAAAGCCUUCUUCUAAGUCCUGGGGUAGGAGCUAUGAGAGUCAGGGAUCCCACCACACCUGACUGGGAUUCCCAAAUCGAGCUGCUCCGACUCCCAGGCCUCGAGUGGUCCAGAAGAUCUACACUGGGGCUUACCCUGGGAAAGCAUCCACGGAUUUUCGAGCCCGUUCUUGCUUGAGGAUGGGUCCUCUGUAUUCAGGGGUGUGGGGAAGUAAGAAGCACCUCUUUGCCCGGGCUACACUUAGCACUCUGGAGGUUUGAGCACUAGGCGGAAAGACAUACUUUGAAUUGUCAAAUAUGGUCUGCCGGCUAGAUUGUGACUUCCCCUCGUGGAGCUGGGCACUUACUUAUCCUACCAUGACCAUUAAGAGGCUAGGAUGGCCGGGCGGUGGUGGCGCAAGCCUUUAAUCCCAGCACUUGGGAGGCAGAGGCGGAUCUCUGUGAGUUCAAGACCAGCCUGGUCUACAAGAGCUAGUUCCAGGACAGGCUCCAAAACCACAGAGAAACCCUGUCUUGAAAAAGCAAAAAAAAAAAAAAAAAAAAAAAAGAGGCUAGGAUGUCUGGGAGAUUUUUUUACUGUGUCCCAAGCCACCUACUGUAGGAGACUGAAAAACAGAAAUUUCAUCCUAGGUUGACAAAAGGGGGCUAGGAAAAUCCUUGUCAGCACGGGGGCUAGAGUGCCCUUCUGGAAUUGUUUUAGAGGAUGCUCUAUGUAAGUGGGGCUGGACAUGGGGAAAGAUGGUAGUAUUUUUUUGUACCCUGGGCUUCUUUCAUGUGUGUGUGUGUGUGACAGCCAAUGUAUCCGACUGCUUGGGCCCCUGACAUCUUGAUUCCCAUCAGUGUUGCCGACUCCUGCGUUUAUGUGAUGGUCCUUCUGUGAUCUUGGCAUGUCCAGGCCUGUUUGGGGUUGCUUAGCAACUCUCCAGGCUCAGGUAUAUCUGUGGUAUGUGUGAGAGCAGACUGAGAUUUAGUUUAAUCAUAGGGUGUGUGCAUGUUUGCGUGUGUGUUUAUGCCCACACCACCACGUAGGCAGGAGGGGCUCCUUUGAGUUUGACUCACUGGGCCCUCCCUAGGAGAGGUAAAAGCCACUGGGCUUAGCUGGGCCUCUGAGACCUCCGGGAGCUCUUGGUUGCUGAGACAACCAUGAGUCUGUUGCUAGGAAAUAGCGGGGUAAGGCCUAAGGCUGUCCUGGGCAGACAGGAGACAAAGAGGGAGGAGAAUGGAGAGGAUAUAGAAAGGGCUAGCAUUUCUGAGUCCCCGAGUAGAUGGGGCACACACACACAUCGUCUUCGCUGGGAUUCAUCUAUCACUGUGACUUAAAA